GAGAGCCAACCUGGACAACCCUCAACACGAUCUACUUGAUACAGUUGACAAUAUAUCGGCACGAUAUCCAGCGAUAUCUGCGAGAAACGAAACUGAGCCGAACGAGUUGUAAUCUCACUUGCACGCCAAUCCAAUCCAAGUAGCCGGUGCUUUCUACUCGGCCCCUUCUCGACCAUGCUAUUAUGUGUACUCACGGUUUUCCCGUUCUCGUUUCGCCACUUUACAUUUCACGCUUUUUCCUGCAACCUAUUUCCUCCGUUGAGGCAAGCUUGCGGGAUCUGGAGGCUAUUCUAGCCGAGGUUUUAUUGCGCCGUCGGACCGCUAACGGUGCGGAUUCGUUCUUCGAUUCUGCUCCCGUAGCAGGUGCUCGCCGAAAGCGAUGUUUCUAAUCGGGCUGACUGGCGGCAUCGCGUCCGGUAAGAGCACGGUCGCCAGCAUCUUGCUUUCGCUCGGAAUCGAUGUCAUAGACGCUGACAAGAUCGCCCGCGAUGUCGUCGAGCCGGGAAGGCCCGCCUGGGAGCAGAUUCGUCGGGAGUUCGGCUCGGAGGUGCUGCUAAGCGAUGGCCAGCUCAACCGCCCCGCACUCGGUCGGAUCGUGUUUGGCGACCACGAGAAGAGGCGCAAGCUAAACAGGAUCACGCAUCCAGAGAUACACAAGGAAAUGGCCUUUCAAAGCCUCAAGCUGUUUCUCAGGGGCCGCCAGUUCGUCGUGGUCGACGUGCCGCUGCUGUACGAGACGAAGACGAUGUUGCGCUUCGUGCACAAAGUGAUCGUCGUGAAGUGCACGCCCGCGCAGCAGAUCGAGCGGCUAAUGCUGAGAAACGGCUUCACCGAAGAAGAGGCGAGGAAGCGCAUCGAGUCUCAACUGCCCUUGGAGCAGAAGUGCGGUCUAGCCGAUUUCGUCAUCGACAACACCGGGGACCCGGACAGCGUGCGCGCUCAGGUCGAAGACAUCAUUCGCCAGCUCAGGAGCUCGUGGGCCCACUGGAAGGUGCGCGGCACCGUGCUGGUGGCUCUGCUGGGGCUAUUGCUAAGUGUCACGUGGUUGAUAGCUCGCGUCUACAGUGCGUUUUAACUUGGACCAAGAAGAAGGCCACGUACGUAGGCCCUCCAUCGAGUGCAGCACAACGUGCUUUUCGGAAGCUCUAAUAUCCCUCUGUAUCUGACUGGAGUAGCUGUUAGGCCGCAUUACCUGGUGCCGUGACACUCCUCCAAAGCUGUGGAAACCGAGGGAAGAUUACAAUUCUCUUUUCAAGGCAUUGCAAUGCUGGGCAUUAAAUGCCAGCCACAUUGCAUGGCCAGAUAAAAGAUGGAUUGCGAACUUUUGAAGAGAACUGUGCCUGCUAACGGCUGGCAUUGCAAGCUGUAAACAUUAACAAAAUGCUGAAAGCAUCACCUAUGCAUAGACUCGAUCCUAUGUCAUGUCAUGCUAAUAUAACGGUGGUUUUAAAUAAUAAUAUAUUUUAAUACUGGUGCAAGGUGCAUAUACACAGGGUUUUAUAGAAGAAUCAUUAUUUUUAUGUUCAUGUAUGAAUUGCAAGACAAAGUGAUAAACAGAUAAACUGUGAUGCCAA
This is a messenger RNA of Dermacentor andersoni, 1574 nucleotides long. It is a transcript of the gene Dpck, whose product is annotated as Dephospho-CoA kinase. NCBI's taxonomy places the organism in Eukaryota, Metazoa, Arthropoda, Arachnida, Ixodida, Ixodidae. Gene Ontology annotation, molecular function: dephospho-CoA kinase activity; ATP binding. The record is from RefSeq and is a predicted model, not a curated record. Gene Ontology annotation, biological process: coenzyme A biosynthetic process.